AUGUAUAGAGGAAGUUUGGCACGUCUUGUUAGAAGCGUAUCACCUUACGUUAUCAGAAGACAACACGUGAUCCCGUGUCAUCUUGGCAGGGCCUAUGUAUUUCGGCCUAUACCUUCCUUAAGAGUUCCGAGACAUUUUUCCUGCGACACUGCUAGUCAAGAUGGUAUUGUCUCGGCACAAGCGGCAGAAGCUAAUUCCACUGGUAACAGACAAGAGACAAUACUAAGUAAGAUCCUUUCAAUGGAGAAAGCCUUAGAGCUGCUUCAAGCCUACAAUACUUACAAAGAUGCGGGCGAUAUCAUGACUCAAGCAAGUAGAAUUGCAGUCCUGCGCUGUAUUGCAUAUAUUGUACAGAGGGAUGGUGCACAGAGGUUUGCUCUAAAAGCAGAAAUUGAUAAAGAAUCGCAAGGAAAUGAGAGUAUGUUUUUGGACUUGCUCGAUAACAUUUCGGAGUGUAUUUCCGAAUCUGGUAAUAGUGACCUAGCAAGUAUCAUAUGGUCUCUUGGUAAAAUUGGACCAAUUGCUGUUGGGUUUGAAAACCACUCCGUAGCGCAAGUUUGCGAGCAAGAGAUUCUGUCCAGAGAAAUUACUUCUUUCAGCACCAAGGAUAUAAACAAGAUUUUGUCUGGACUCGCUUCCCUUGUCAUGAGAAAAAGCAAGGUUUUUGACGAAGUGGAAGGGGCAAUUGUUUCCGGAAGAAUACAGAUCUCAAGUUUUGAGAAUCAAGGUCUGGUUGGCAGUCUGAGGUCUUUUUCUCAAACAGGAAAUGGUUCCCUUAUCUUGUUUGAACUUUAUUGCAAGGAUGUGUACUUCAGAGGCAUGGAGACAUUUAAACCUUUUGAGCUUUUUCAGCUGGUUUCAUUAUUUGCCAAGAAAGGUGUUAAGGCUGACGAACUGUUUUCACACACAGAGCAGAAGGUGAUAAGGAUGGGAAUUGAAAGCCUUAGUAACACUGAUAUUUUCUUGAUACUUUGGACAUUUGCCCACAAAAAAUCGGACAGACUUCAUGACCAAGUUUUUAGUCAUAUGGACCAAGAAUUUGUCAAUCAUGGCAUGAGGCGGUUUUUGCCUUUUUUACUUUCAAACAUUCUUUGGUGUUUUGCGAAGGCAGGGAAGCAUAAUGCAAAAGCGUUUGAUCUCNUUUGCCAAGAAAGGUGUUAAGGCUGACGAACUGUUUUCACACACAGAGCAGAAGGUGAUAAGGAUGGGAAUUGAAAGCCUUAGUAACACUGAUAUUUUCUUGAUACUUUGGACAUUUGCCCACAAAAAAUCGGACAGACUUCAUGACCAAGUUUUUAGUCAUAUGGACCAAGAAUUUGUCAAUCAUGGCAUGAGGCGGUUUUUGCCUUUUUUACUUUCAAACAUUCUUUGGUGUUUUGCGAAGGCAGGGAAGCAUAAUGCAAAAGCGUUUGAUCUCAUAAACCAGGAACUCGUUCUGCGUGAUCUAAGCACCUUCCGCAAGUACUUUUCUCAAAUUUUGUGGUCAUUUGCUGUUGCGGAAAAAGACUAUGCUGAACUUUAUGAGAAAAUCGUUGAAGAAUUCUUGUGCAUGGACUUGGAAAGCAUUGGUAACAAGGAUUUGUGUCAAUAUGCGUGGAGCUUUGGAAAACUUGGAAUCACGAAUGAGAACAUCUAUAGGAAAAUUGAAAAAGAAAUUUUUAGCCGUGAUCCCUCUACCCUCAAGUAUCUCGAUAUACAGAGGCUUCUGACUGGGUUUGCUCAUGCCAAGGAAGGGAGUGGAGAGUUGUUCGAGUACUUAGAAGAUGCGAUUAUGGCC
Molecule: messenger RNA, 1777 nt
Organism: Porites evermanni
Lineage: Eukaryota; Metazoa; Cnidaria; Anthozoa; Scleractinia; Poritidae
Source: the annotation of a GenBank genome assembly